Molecule: messenger RNA, 1661 nt
Organism: Malurus melanocephalus (red-backed fairy wren)
Lineage: Eukaryota; Metazoa; Chordata; Aves; Passeriformes; Maluridae
Gene: DEPDC4
Product: DEP domain containing 4
Exons: 9
Coding region: 18-1661 (547 amino acids)
Biological process (GO): intracellular signal transduction
Source: RefSeq, a predicted model, not a curated record
GCCGCCCGGCCGCGGCCAUGGCGGGCUAUUUGACUCCGCGCUUCAGGAGGAUCCGCAGUCGGAGCGAGUUGGAGCCGCGGCGGGGGAGCGGGCGGCGCCGAGAUUGUGAUGGUCCUUUUCAAGCAACUCAGCUGUGGAAUAAUAUUAUACAUGCCCUUCACAAUCAAGUGGAAAUCAAAAGACGUAGACAAUAUCUGAAAACAUACAGAAACUGUUUCACCGGCUCCAAUGCUGUGGAUGUGGUACUGAGCCAUCUUAUGCAAAGCAUGUACCUAAGCUGCAAUGAUAUUUCUCGGCUGAAGGGAGUCCGUGUGUGCCAAGCGCUGAUGGAUCACAAAGUGUUUGAGCCAGUUGGAGCAAAGCUUUACUUGUUCAAGAAUGGGAAAGAAACAGAGUUUGAAGACACAGACACUAGUCUCUAUAGAUUUGUAAAUAGCAGUCUUGAUCCUCUUCUUCCAAGAAAGAAUAAGRACAAUCAAAGUUUAUCUCCUGAGCAAAUCUGCAAACAGAAAACAAAAAGACGUUCCAAAACAAAGCGUGACACAACACUUUCAAACCCCWUAGCAUUGGAAGCAGCUGAUAAAAAGAAGGUUGAGGAGCUUCUUCGAUCAAUAUAUAUUCAUGCAUCUUUGCCUCCAAAGAGCAUGGUUAAUGAACCAACUCAUCUGCUUUCAAAAAGAGUAAUAGAAGAUGCCUGGAAACAGCAAACUCUGCUACGACUGCUGCAGUUAAUUGAUGUUCCUCUUCUAGAAGAUAUCUUGGUGUCUUCAGUGAAGACAAAAUYAGACAGUUUUGGCAAAGAAGAAGACAUGGUUAUCUCAAAUACUUUCCUGGACAGAGAGGUUACGUGUAGCUUAAACUUGCCCGAGCUUGACAGAUGGCUCUACGCUGCAAUUGAAUGCUUGGAGUAUUUUCCUGAUCAAUUCCUAGUGAUGGUUAGUCAGCAGUUACCUGAAAGYACUAACAACCCCAGCAGUCUGAAUGCAUACAAGAAGAUUCUUUUUGAUGUUAUAGUGAAGUAUUACAGUCAAAAGAAGGACUCUCUUCUUGCCACUCAGGAUCAGGAUAUUCAUUCGGGAAUUAUAGAACUUAUAGAAAGAGGAAAAACAGAUCAAGCUAUAGAAGCAUUACAACUUUAUUUAAAAUUAUUACCACCAAAUAUUAGUGAAGAACUACACAGRCUCCUUACAUUCCUAGCCAUUGCAUCAGAAUCUGAGGGCUACAGAUUGCAAAAACAAUUUGAGAACAGAUUUGUGAUCAUCAAGACUUGUGCAAAGUUCAUCUUGCAAAAUAGAACAUUGUCAAAACCACAGGCAGAACUGCUGGCUCAGUUUCUGAUGGACAAUCACUCUGAGCUCUWCAAGACUCCUUUAACUCUUCUGGAACUAAUGAGUAGAAGACUUCAGCAUUUGGUAGAAAGGCAAGAUCCAGAUAUCAAUUCAGGCUUCACCUUCUGUCAGCACAUUUCAGCUAAAGAAUAUGAAGAUCAAAAACAACAAACCAAUCAGUUUCUUCUAGCACUGAUUCAAGAGAUGGACAAUGACCCCACUGUUCCUUUGAAGCAAAAGAAGAAAUUAAUCAAAGAAUUCCAAAAAUACCAUUCUCUUGUCUACUGUAGUGGUUGUAAAACUACAUGUGAAUUUUGUACUCCAAAUGGUUAG